This is a messenger RNA of Boeremia exigua, 2102 nucleotides long. RefSeq names its product DNA polymerase alpha 70 kDa subunit. Bases 41 to 2077 code for a protein of 678 amino acids. Lineage: Eukaryota; Fungi; Ascomycota; Dothideomycetes; Pleosporales; Didymellaceae. Gene Ontology annotation, cellular component: alpha DNA polymerase:primase complex. Gene Ontology annotation, molecular function: DNA binding. The transcript has 3 exons. The record is from RefSeq and is a predicted model, not a curated record. Gene Ontology annotation, biological process: DNA replication; DNA replication initiation.
GCUCUGACGUCUUCACCAUUCCCUACACAUACGAAUAAUUAUGGACGACGCGACCACCGAGCUUACCGAGCGUUUUGAGCGCUACUGCGCCACGAAAGAUCAUGAACUUCCUUCUGACGUGCUCACAGAGCUACAGACGAUGAUGCGCCUGUACUCAAUAUCUGCAGAAGAGUUAGACUUCAAAUGGCAGGCAUACAGCAUGAAAAUGGGCGCAGAGGGAGAGAGGAUGGAGCUGAAGUCGGUGCGAGACUUCAAGAAGACCCUCCAAGACACACUGGAACGCGAGAGUCGAGGGAAAGCACAGCAGAGGACUGAGAUCAAGAGGGAGCGCCCAACACCACGAGCGAAGGGCGGCGACAUGUUUGAUAUGAUUGAAGGCCUAGUACCGAACACACCUCGCGCAAACGGCGGCGCAGCGAAGCGCAAGGGCAACUUCGACACACCGAACGGACGAGCGAACAAGGCGCAUCUCAUGAGCUCGCCGGCCGGAGGUCUCACACCGAAGGGCGAUACUUCUGCUGGACCGACAUUUGAUUUCGCUUCCCGUGCGAACGCGAACGAGAUCACCGAGCAGUUCAUGAGCAGCGACAUUGCUCUCCCAGAACCUCCUCUUGAAGCGCCGACCGCGCCACGAAUGAAGCUGAAGGCGAACACAGACAUGUCCAAAUUCUCGUACCGCACAAUGACCAUGAAGCUGUCUGAAGCGUCAGAGGUUCUCGACGACAGGAUAGACGAGUUCCGCCAGCUCAUUCAAGAGUCAAUGGAUUUGGACGACAGCGCUUUUGGGAAUCCGAGCUUGCAAUCGCCAAAUCAGAUCAUCGCAGUCGGACGCAUAGCAAGCGACACAAGUGAGGGGAAGCUCAACACAGCAUCUCUCGUGCUGGAAGGCUCGCGGCGUAUGGGCUCAGGGCAUCGAGUGCCACUGAAGGUCGACAGCCUACCCUCCUACAACUUCUUCCCUGGGCAAAUCGUCGCUCUACGCGGCGUUAACGCCAACGGCGACGUCUUCGUUGUGUCUGAAAUACUCUCCCUUCCACUCCUAAACCCCCCAGCCACGAAUCCUGAAGAACUAGACGCAGUCAGCACACGCUACCUCGACACACCCAACUCCGACCCGGACAACGCCCGUCCACUGACCAUGAUGGUAGCAGCCGGCCCCUACACCACCGACCAAAACCUUGACUUCGCACCCCUCCACACGUUCCUCGACAACGCCGCCACCGCCUACGCAGACACCAUCAUCCUACUCGGCCCCUUCCUCGACGCCGAGCAUCCGCAAAUUCGUACCGGCGACUUUGAUGCGCCCCCCAACGCGCAUCCUGACCAGGCAACCCUCACCGACCUCUUCCGCCACCACAUCUCCACUCCAAUUCAAGCCUUCGCCGCCCGCAACCCCACGUGCAACAUCAUCCUCGUCCCCAGCCUGCGCGACGCCCACCAUCACGCCGCCGCCUUCCCGCAGGACAAGUUCACGAAGCGCGAUCUCGCGCUCGGCGCCGCGGGCAAGAUGGUCCAGUGCGUCACCAACCCCAUGACACUGUCCAUGAACGAGAUCACGGUGGGCAUGAGCUCCGUCGACAUUUUCUCCAUGCUGCGACAAGAGGAGAUCAGCGGGGGCAGCGCGCGAGGCACAAAUUUCUACGAGCGCGGCGCACGGAGUGUGCUCGAGCAGCGCAGUUUCCUGCCCGUGUUUCCGCCGCUGGCUAGGAGCAAGUACAUCAAGCCCGUUGAUGUGCCGGCGAAACUCGUCGCGGGUCAAGAGGGAGAGGAUGUGGACGAACCGUCCCCGUUCCUGCCCAUUGGCACCCCGCUCGACGUGUCGUAUCUCAAGCUCGGCGAGAUGCUGAACGUGCGCCCCGACAUCCUGAUCACGCCGAGUGCGCUGCAGGGCACUGUUAAGGUCGUCGAGUCCGUCAUAGUCAUCAACCCUGGCACACUCGCCAAGCGCCGCGCUGCAGGCACAUACGCGCGCAUCGUCGUCCAGCCGGCGCGCGUCACGGAUGAGGAGAGGCAGCGCGGCGUGGCCGUGGCGCAUAAGCUGUGGGAGCGGAGUAGGGUUGACAUUGUGCGGAUAUAGGUGUAGAUAUAUGAUGACAAUAAUG